Messenger RNA from Coprinopsis cinerea okayama7#130, 1722 nucleotides. RefSeq lists its product as hypothetical. NCBI's taxonomy places the organism in Eukaryota, Fungi, Basidiomycota, Agaricomycetes, Agaricales, Psathyrellaceae. The record is from RefSeq and is a predicted model, not a curated record. Bases 1 to 1722 code for a protein of 573 amino acids. The transcript has 8 exons. Gene Ontology annotation, molecular function: ubiquitin binding; phosphatidylinositol binding.
AUGUCGUCUAGUCGCCGUUCGCGCGCGCUUCCUACCGCACCAGGCGCCGGUCCUCCGCAAAAACGCUCAUUGCCAACGACUCCGUCUCCAUUUAAGCCUGAGCCUUUUACUUUGAAUGAAAACCACGCGGAACAAACAGUUUUUUCUCGGGCCUCAAAUUUUGCGAUACAUGGCGGUGACUUUAGCGCGAUCCGGGGAAGUAGAUAUGGAAGGGUACAAAUCGUGAUCAACCAAGGAGGUCCACGGAGACCUAGGUCCUCUCAACCCCCUCGCCCAGUUUCAACGACACCACCCCUUGAGUCGUCUUCUUCUGAUACAGAGUUCGACUGGACGCCUAUUCAAAGGGCCGAUGCAUUCACGCUUCAGGAGAGCGCUCCUCCAAUUUUCCUUCCACGGGUUGGCCAAGGUCCAGAACGAGCUCUCCAUCGCGACAGGACUGGGCACACCUACAAUGACUCUGGUGCCAGUAGUGAAGAAUUAGAUCAGGUUGACGAGUUGGCUGAAGAGAUAGCGCUUUGGCGGUCCAAGCGACAAGAACUCAAAGCCCGGGAGGCAGAGAUUGAGCGUCGAGAACAGGAACUCGAUGCAAGGGCGGAAAGACUUGACCAGGUCGAGCACCAGCUGUCGUUCCAGCGUGCUGACCUUCUGGCCCAGGAACGCCAUCUGAAGGAUGCCAUCCGCGAUCUUCAACGAAGGGAGCGGGAGUAUGAAGUGUCAAGGCUAGGACCACAACCUGUUGACCAGCCGGAUGGAUGCAGUCGUCCAUCGCAUACUCGUCAGGAAUGCCCAAGACGGUCGCUACGCCCGUUGCCGCUCCCUCAAGUGAAUUCAAACCCACGUUCAGCCGAGCAACUCAAUUACGAGAGGAGCGAACACGAGCUACGGUUCAAUAUUCCCCAGUGGGGAGAGAAGCCGUCAGAAGACAUUUUCCCCGCCGACUCGUCCGUUUCCUCAACCAAAGCCGGUAUAGAAUCUAAACUGCACAGGGAAGAAGACGGGGAAUUUGUCGACGAGUACCUCCCGCGGUACUCUUUCCCAAAAUUCUCUCCGAACUCCUCAAGUACCAGCAUUCCUUCCUAUCACACGCGCCUGGAUCCUUUCCCCGUUGGACGUCUUCAUCAUUGGCAAGACAACGAGCAGGGAUAUGAUGCUGGAUCUGGUGUCUACCGCCUUUCCAGUGUUGUGGACUCGAUGUCAACCUUGGAGGUUGACGAAAGGAACUUGUCGCAGAAUGUUUACAAUUCAGGAGCAAAAAAUGACUUCGAACGGGUUACAGCGCUAUCAUGGCUGAUCAAAACCUUGGUCGAAAAUGAGUUGGCAGAUAAGGAUCUGCUUCGCAUUCUCUGUACACAGGCCUCAAAGGACGGACAGUCAGCUCGGGACGCAGCACAGCAGCUUAAGCAACACUUGGAGAAGCCAGUCCUCAUGACGCACCAACUUUAUGCGAUACAGCUGUUGGCAAUUCUAUUGGAACAGAGUUCGGCCUCCUUCAGGGAGGAAUGCUGUGCCUUCGAGUUCAACAUGACACUCGAGCGCUUGAUUAUAUCUCGUGAAACAAAUCCCGUCGUUCAAGAGCGGCUCUUAGAUGUUGUUGGGGCCGCUGUGCAUUCAGGAAACUCCAAGAAUUUAUUUGACUCUUUCCAUGUACUCUGGAGAAGGGUUAGGCCGUCGAAUCGAUCGAUCCACGGCGCACCCCUCGACCCAGAUUAUCUGCAGUUAUGA